CAGACGCCUACUCAACGGUUGCUUCUUGUGGCGGUGGCGGCGAAGGUCCAGGCGAUGUACGUGUUCGGCCACUCAACGGCCGACGUGAGGAACAACGACUACUUGCCGUGGACCAUCGCCAGGGCCAACUUACCUCAACGGCGUCGACUUCCCCGGCGGCAAGCCCAUCGGGGUCGACUUCUUGGAUUGAGCGCUGACAGAGCGGCAGCCUUGCUGUCGAAAUCCCUUUUCCUCAUAAGUGCAGGUGGGAAUGACACCUUCGACUUCUUCUCACAGAACAGAUCACCAGACUCCACCGCAAUUCAGCAAUGCUCAGAAGCUGUGAUCUCGACAUAUGAUAGCCAUGUCAAAUUGGCCAAGAGCCUCAACGAUGGAAUCAGGGACCUGUUCAGCAACCUCAGCUCUGAAAUGCAGGGCAUGAAGUACUUUAUUGCCAGUUCCUAUGAGCUUGUCUCUAGUCUGAUUGAAAACCCACAGGCCGCUGGGUUGCUAAGGAAGAAUGCCAAGGAAGGGUGCACCCCUAACUCCAGCUGCUGCAGUGACCGCAACAAGUACCUCUUAUGGGACCUCCUGCACCCUACCCAGGCUACUUCCAAGUUUGCAGGCCUUGCCUUCUAUGACGAACCGGCACAGUUUGUCAGUCCCAUAACUUUCAAGCAGCUAGUUGAGGCAUAA
This is a messenger RNA of Phragmites australis (common reed), 675 nucleotides long. RefSeq names its product GDSL esterase/lipase At1g71250-like. Bases 55 to 675 code for a protein of 206 amino acids. Lineage: Eukaryota; Viridiplantae; Streptophyta; Magnoliopsida; Poales; Poaceae. The transcript has 4 exons. The record is from RefSeq and is a predicted model, not a curated record.